Messenger RNA from Hipposideros armiger (great roundleaf bat), 8091 nucleotides. RefSeq names its product transient receptor potential cation channel subfamily M member 6 (gene TRPM6). Lineage: Eukaryota; Metazoa; Chordata; Mammalia; Chiroptera; Hipposideridae. Bases 249 to 6437 code for a protein of 2062 amino acids. The transcript is spliced from 40 exons. Gene Ontology annotation, cellular component: plasma membrane; apical plasma membrane. The record is from RefSeq and is a predicted model, not a curated record. Gene Ontology annotation, biological process: monoatomic cation transmembrane transport; protein tetramerization; metal ion transport. Gene Ontology annotation, molecular function: protein serine/threonine kinase activity; ATP binding; monoatomic cation channel activity.
CCGCUCCAGGGCCAGCGCGGAGGUGGGUCAAAGCGGACACCUAACGGGGGCCGGGGUUUCAGCUUAGGGCGGCGGGGACACUUCUCAGAAGUGAAGGCAGCACUCUGGUUCCGCUUACGGCCAGCGGCAGAGGAGGCCGGACGUGUCGUGAGCUGGGAUCGGUGAGGAGAGAAGCUGCAGUUUGGAGCGGCCAGGGGGGCACGAACCCCGGUGUGUCCCCGCAUGCCCCGCGUGAAAGACCCGGAGCGAUGAGAGUGCAGGUCAAGUCCCAGAAAUCCUGGAUUGAAGGAGUGUUCGACAAGAGAGAGUGCAACAAAAUCAUACCCAGCUCAAAAGACCCUCACAGAUGUACUGCAGGAUGCCAGGUCUGCCAGAAUUUAAUCAGGUGUUACUGUGGGCGAUUGAUUGGAGACCAUCAUGGGAUAGAUUAUGCCCGGACCACAUCAGCUGCCAACGGUGAUGAAAAUGAACAAUGGUCUGUUGAGAAGCACACAACAAAAAGUCCUACAGAUACCUUUGGCACUAUUAAUUUCCAAGAUGGAGAGCACAUCCACCACGCCAAGUAUAUUAGAACUUCUUAUGAUACAAAGUUGGAUCAUCUGUUACAUUUGAUGCUUAAAGAGUGGAAGAUGGAACUGCCAAAGCUGGUGAUUUCUGUCCACGGGGGUAUCCAGAGCUUCAAGAUGCCCUCCAAACUUAAAGAGAUCUUCAGCCAUGGUUUGGUCAAAGCUGCAGAGACAACAGGAGCAUGGAUAAUAACUGAAGGCAUUAAUACUGGAGUGUCCAAACAUGUUGGGGAUGCCCUGAAAGCCCAUUCCUCCCAGUGCUUGAGAAAAAUCUGGACAGUUGGAAUCCCUCCUUGGGGUGUCAUUGAGAACCAGAGAGAUCUUAUUGGAAAAGAUAAAAUGGCAAUCACAUCCUUGCAGUUGCUCAAGCCAACUAGUCCUGGAAUGAUCUCUGUCUCAUGCCUCAAACCUGAUCCAUCAGUGGUGUGCCUGUACCAGACUCUGGGAAACCCCCUCAGCAAGCUCACCACACUCAACAGCAUGCAUUCCCACUUCAUCCUGUCUGAUGAUGGGACUGUGGGCAAGUAUGGAAAUGAGAUGAAGCUCAGGAGGAACCUGGAAAAGUACCUGUCUCUGCAGAAAAUACACAGCCGCUCAAGACAAGGUGUGCCCAUGGUGGGACUGGUGGUGGAAGGAGGUCCCAAUGUCAUCCUCUGGGUGUGGGAGACUGUGAAAGACAAACAUCCAGUGGUGGUGUGUGAAGGCACUGGGAGGGCUGCUGACCUUCUGGCCUUCACCCACAAACACUUAGCAGAUGAAGGGACCCUUAAUCCUCAGGCGAAGAAAGAGAUCAUCUGCAUGAUUCAGAACACUUUCAACUUUAGUUUUAAACAGUCCAAGCACCUUUUUCAAAUUCUAAUGGAGUGUAUGGUACACAGGGAUUUUAUUACCAUAUUUGAAACGGACUCUGAGGAGCUGCAAGACCUUGACUUAGCGAUCCUAACAGCUUUGCUGAAAGGCACAAAUUUAUCAGCAUCUGAACAAUUAAAUCUGGCAAUGGCUUGGGACAGAAUGGACAUUGCCAAAAAACAUAUCCUAAUACAUGGACAACACUGGAAGCCAGGCUCACUGGAACAAGCAAUGUACGAUGCUUUAGUGAUGGAUCGGGUGGAUUUUGUGAAGCUCUUAAUAGAAUACGGAGUGAACCUCCAUCGCUUUCUUACCAUCCGUCGACUGGAAGAGCUCUACAAUACAAAACAAGGGCCUACUAAUAUGAUCUUGCAUCAUCUUAUCCGAGAUGUAAAGCAGCAUACUCUUCUGUCAGGCUACAGAAUAACACUGAUUGACAUUGGAUUGGUAAUAGAAUACCUAAUUGGUGGAGCGUAUCGGAGCAGCUACACGAGAAAAAAUUUCAGAGCCUUCUACAACAGCCUUUACAGAAAACAUAAGAGAGUGACUGGCUUUGCUCAAAGCUUUUCCCAGGCCCCUCUUCACCAGAGAUGUGCGUCAGAAAAUAGAAAAGAGUCUGCAGAAAGCACGUUGCACUCCCAGUUCAUUAGAACUGCCCAGCCUUACAAAUUCAAGGAAAAGUCUACAGUCCUUCAUAAAUCAAGGAAGAAGUCAAAAGAACAAAAUUUAUCAGAUGACCCUGAGUCUACUGGCUUUAUUUACCCUUACAAUGACCUGCUGGUUUGGGCUGUGUUAAUGAAAAGGCAGAAGAUGGCCAUGUUCUUUUGGCAGCACGGAGAGGAGGCGACGGUGAAGGCAGUGAUUGCUUUUAUACUCUACCGAGCCAUGGCCCGUGAAGCUAAGGAGAGCAACAUGGUGGAUGAUGCCUCCGAAGAGUUGAAAAAUUACUCACAACAGUUUGGCCAGCUUGCUCUGGAUGUGCUGGAGAGGGCGUUCAAGCAGAAUGAGAGGAUGGCCAUGAAGCUUCUGACCUAUGAACUCAAGAACUGGAGCAAUUCUACCUGUCUGAAACUGGCUGUGUCUGGGGGAUUGCGGCCCUUUGUUUCUCAUUCUUGUACCCAAAUGCUACUGACGGACAUGUGGAUGGGGCGCCUGAAAAUGAGGAAAAACUCUUGGCUAAAGAUCAUCAUAAGUAUUCUUUUACCACCUACCAUUUUGACAUUGGAAUUUAAAAGCAAAGCGGAGAUGUCGCAUGUUCCCCAAUCCCAGGACUUCCAGUUUACGUGGUAUAAUGGUGACGAGAACCCCAACAGUGUCAAAGAAAAUGCUUGUAUGAAAGACCGCGAUAUGGAAAGGGGCCCUGAUGAGAAACUAGAUGAAAAUCAGCACUUUGUUUUAAAGAGUGGUCCCCAAAGUCUUCCAUUGACCAGGAAAGUCUAUGAGUUCUACAGUGCUCCAAUUGUCAAGUUUUGGUUUUAUACGAUGGCGUAUUUGGCAUUCCUCAUGCUGUUCACUUUUACUGUGUUGGUGGAGAUGCAGCGUAAACCCAGUGUACAAGAGUGGCUCGUUAUCAUUUACAUCUUCACCAACGCCAUUGAGAAAGCCCGGGAGGUCUGUAUUUCAGAACCUGAGAAGUUUACUCAAAAGGUAAAGGUAUGGAUUAGUGAGUAUUGGAACCUCAUGGAGACUGUGGCUACUGGCCUGUUUUUGGUUGGCUUCAGCCUUCGGUGGGGUGACCCUCCUUUCCACACAGCGGGGAGACUUAUAUACUGCAUUGACAUCAUAUUCUGGUUCUCACGACUCCUGGACUUCUUUGCUGUGAAUCAACACGCAGGUCCAUACGUGACCAUGAUUGCAAAAAUGACGGCAAACAUGUUCUACAUUGUGAUCAUAAUGGCCAUAGUCCUGCUGAGCUUUGGAGUGGCACGCAAGGCCAUUCUUUCUCCAAAGGAACCUCCAUCUUGGAGCCUCGCUCGAGAUAUUGUGUUUGAACCAUACUGGAUGAUGUAUGGAGAAGUCUAUGCAUCAGAAAUAGAUGUUUGCUCCAGUAAGCCAUCCUGUCCUCCCGGUUCUUUUCUGACUCCAUUCCUCCAAGCUGUCUACCUCUUCGUGCAAUAUAUCAUCAUGGUGAACCUGUUAAUUGCUUUCUUCAAUAACGUUUAUCUAGACAUGAAGUCCAUUUCAAACAAACUGUGGAAAUACAAUCGCUAUCGCUACAUCAUGACCUACCAUGAGAAGCUUUGGCUGCCCCCACCUUUCAUCCUGCUCAGUCACGUUGGUCUCUUCCUUCGCCGUCUUUGUCAUCGUCGAGCUCCAAAUGACCAAGAAGAGGGUGAUGUUGGAUUAAAACUCUACCUGAGUAAGGAGGAUCUGAAAAAACUUCACGAUUUUGAAGAACAGUGUGUGGAAAAAUACUUUCAUGAGAAGAUGGAAGGUCUAAAUUGUAGUUGUGAGGAACGAAUCCGAGUGACAUCAGAAAGGGUUACAGAGAUGUACUUCCAACUGAAAGAAAUGAAUGAAAAGGUAUCUUUUAUAAAGGACUCCUUACUGUCUUUGGACAGCCAGGUGGGACACCUGCAGGACCUCUCUGCCCUGACAGUGGAUACCCUAAAAGUCCUUUCUGCUGUUGACACCUUACAAGAGGAUGAGGCUCUCCUGGCCAACAGAAAGCAUUCUACUUGCAGAAAACUUCCCCACAGCUGGAGCAAUGUCAUCUGUGCAGAGGUUCUAGGCAGCAUGGACAUCUCUGGGGAGAAGAAAUACCAGUAUUAUAGCAUGCCUCCUUCUUUGCUGCGGAGCCUGGCCAGAGGCCAGCACCCUCCAAGAGUGCAGAGGGGGGCCCUUCUUGACAUUACAGACAGUCAGAGGGAGACUUCAAAUGUAAGAAAUGAACAGGAAGAACAAGAAACAGAAAAGAGUAUAGUGGCUUCUAGGGUAUCCCUUGACAGGCAAGCACAUCCAAAGUAUGGCAAAUUUCUUCUGGUCCCUUCUAAUCUAAAGCAAGUUCCUUUUUCUGCAGAACAUGAUUUGCCUCCAUCCAGACCAUCUGUGGAAGGAGGUACAGGUGUUCUGGCAACUGAACAGGUCAUCCAGAGUGAGGUCCCUGUUCAUCUGACUUGGCAAACUCCAGUGUUCUCCAGUCAGGGCUCAGUGGCUGAACCCAAAGUGCAGUAUGAUACAAUCGCUCAAAUACCAGGCAGGCAUGACAGGGGAGAGCAGGUUCUACGCACUGUGAUGUGCACACGUGCACCCAUGAAAGUGGCCUCCCUCCCUUCCCAAGCUCAGAGCAUGCGAACUGGAGGUGGAUAUGUGAACUGGGCAUUUUCAGAAGGUGAUGAAACUGGUGUGUUUAGUAUCAAGAAAAAAUGGCAAACCUGCUUGGCCUCCACUUGGAACAGUGACUCCAGUCAGCGUGGACAAUGCCAGAGGCAGAUACUGGACGGAUCCCUAUCGGAUAACUCAACAGAAUUGGUCCUGAGUAGUGAUGACUCAGAGGUGGGAUCAGGGCUCCAGCCAAACACGUCCUUUUGGGGCAACCCUCUCCACAGAGACAGGCCCUUCGUUAGGAGUCGUAGCUUGAAAUUCCACAAGGAGGAGAAAUUGAAGAUCUAUAACAUUAAAAAUCUUUCAAGAUCCUCAGAGAGUGGGCAGUCGGCAUGGAUUAAAGCAAAAACGUUAACCAAGGAUAGGAGACUGUCAACGAAAAAGAAGAAAAUACCAGGACUCCAGGUGCCAGUCAUAACAGUCAAUGCCUGCUUUCAAAGUAACCAAUCAAAUUCAGAGCGAGGAGAAAAUAACAUAUUAGAAGAAGAGGAGUACAGGAAGAACUGGCUGACGGUGUCCAAAUUUAGUCAGUUAAGUCUAGAACCUAGUGCUUAUCAGAAAAUGAAAACUAAAGAAAUUGAACGGCAUGCUUUACAAGUCAGUGAUUAUCUAAAGCAGUCUCAAGAGGAUCUGAGUAAAAACGCUUUGUGGAAUUCCCGGAGCACCAGCCUCAAUAGGAACUCCCUGUUGAGAAGUUCAAAUGGAGUUGGCAAAAUCUCAGCCUCCUUAAAAAGCCCUCAAGAGCCUCACCAUCAUUAUUCAGCCAUUGAAAGGAACAAUUUAAUGAGGCUUUCUCAGACUAUACCAUUUACACCAAUCCAACUCUUUGCAGGAGAAGAAGUAACUGUCUACAGGCUGGAGGAGAGUUCCCCAUUGAAUCUUGAUAAAAGCAUGUCUUCUUGGUCCCAGCGUGGGAGAGCUGCAAUAAUCCAGGUGUUGUCCCGAGAGGAGAUGGAUGGUGGCCUCCGCAAAGCCAUGAGAGUCAUCAGUACCUGGUCUGAGGAUGACAUUCUUAAGCCAGGGCAGGUUUUCAUUGUGAAGUCCUUUCUUCCUGAGGUUGUGCAGACAUGGCACAACAUCUUCCAGGAGCAUACUGUGCUUCAUCUUUGCCUUAGGGAAAUUCAACAACAAAGAGCUGCUCAAAAACUGAUCUAUACCUUCAACCAAGUGAAACCACAAACCGUUCCCUAUACACCAAGGUUCCUGGAAGUUUUCUUAAUCUACUGCCAUUCAGCCAACCAAUGGUUGACCAUUGAGAAGUAUAUGACGGGGGAGUUUCGGAAGUACAAUAACAACAAUGGUGAUGAAAUUGCCCCCAGCAACACCUUGGAGGAGCUGAUGCUGGCUUUCUCUCACUGGACCUAUGAGUAUACUCGGGGAGAGCUGUUGGUUUUAGAUUUGCAAGGUGUUGGAGAAAAUUUGACAGAUCCAUCUGUUAUAAAACCUGAAGACAAACAAUCAAGAGGAAUGGUGUUUGGACCAGCCAAUUUAGGGGAAGAUGCAAUUAGAAACUUCAUUGCAAAACAUCGUUGCAACUCCUGCUGCCGGAAGCUCAAACUCCCGGAUUUAAAAAGGAAUGACUAUUCCCCUGGAAGGAUUAAUUCCACCUGUGGACUUGAAAUCAAAAGAGAACCAGGUGAGGGGCCUCCAGCAAGGGACAGGGGUAGUAACCCUCUGGAAGACUUCACACGAUUAUAAAAAGGACGGAAGUAGGAAGAUGACAGCCCUUGCCCUCCCUUCCAUGAGCACUGUGGUAAAACAGAUUGAUUGAUGUAGCACUGAUGACGUCAGAGCUCUGCCAGGAUGGCCAUAUCCUGCGGGCCUCCUUAGGACAUACCUCCUGAGGCUCAUGUCUCCCCUGCCCUAAACACCUCACUGAUAUGUGAUGAACGGCUUCUCCUAGAUGUUGACCUGGGUGCUGGGUGCUUUGUAUGUGUUUGUCAUCCUCAAGUUCCACAGGAAGACACUUGGGGGAGUCAGCUCCUUAAUACCUCAUUGCUUUAGCUGGUCGCUUAGAACCCUUAGAGCAGAAUGCUGGCACUAAAGAAUCAGGGAGAUAAAUUUAUUUUCUUACUAUCUGUGCAGACUCUAACCCCUACUGCUAUUCAUCAUUUCACCCACAAAUUGCAUUUAUAUGUUUUUUAUAUAUAUACACAUAAAAAAGUUACUGGACUUCCUCCUCUCCCCUUUUCAGCAGCGAAGAGCUCUGGGUAACAAUAAUAAGGAAAACAGUGGAAUGAGGAUGCAUUUGCACAGACUGGAGCACACUCCUGCACAAACUAACCAGUAAAAAGUGGGAAUUUCAGGGUUCUCUGAAAGAAAAAGGGAAAACUAAAACAAAUGCCCUUAUAUCUUUUUUUUCUUCUUUUUUUAAAGGGGAGCAAGGAUAUGCAAAAUUAGAAAUUAUUAAGAAAUGGUUUCUCUUCCCUUAAAAGCUCAGGGAUGCUAUCAGUCAGAGAGUUGACUAAGCCAACCUCUAAAACACCACUCCGUUUUCCAAAGCUGUGUAUAAUACUGUUACAGGCUAACUUACCCUCUGUCAGGUCCUAUGGGGAAAGUUAAGUUUCUGUUUCAAAACGUACUUCGAAGAUGUUUGCUUCAUUCAGCGCAGAGUGCCGGUGGCUUACCGAGUGCUAUUGUGUACAUUUUCAGUAUGGCGUGAGAACGGGUAAUCAUUUUGGAGGCCCAAGGGAAGGAUCCCUGAAAGCUGUAACUUACAGCACAUUUUGGGUAUCAGUCUUCCCUCUUUCGCAAUCACUGGGGUUACCCUACCUCAGAACAAGCAUAAGCUUUUCACACAAGGAGGAGAUAGAGGGCUGGGAUCCUCUCUGUUCUCCCCCUCCAUCUCCUUUCCUUUACACAAGAAGAUUCCAAUCUACCUGCAACAAACCUCCUGGGUUUGAAAAAUUUCACCUUCAUCUUUACCCCUUACAUUAACCAACUUGCUUUUUAAAUCAACACUCCUGCAUUCUUAGCUUAUAUUUCCUUCAGUGGAAACGUUGCCCAGGCCUGGGGGGGUGUGAAGUCAAGGAUUUAGUUUGCCAAGGAUCGUGUCUUGUUCUUGUAAGUGUGACUUGCACAAGAUCUAAUUUCUACCGCUUUUAUUUGGGUCUUGGGGGUAGGGGGAGGUGGGAAAUUUGGGUGAUUUCUUGGUUCGCAAUGAGGAUAAAUGUGAAUGCUUUUUUCAGGGCUUAACUGCUUUAUUCUAUUCUGAAAAGCAAUCAGGGAUCUAUUGGUAUUCACUUCAGAGCUAUGUUCACUUAUGGAAAGAGGCAAUUUGCUUGUCCAAGAGCCAAAGUAUUUGUUACCUGGAACAGAACUUGAAAACAAAUACAUUUUGAUUUCAAAUCUC